AUAACGAGCUCCAAAUCAUUAGGCGAGUGCCAAGAUUUCUAUCGCACAAAGACCUGGACUAUCGCUGCACUUCAUCAAUUUGUCAACAUCUCCUCCAGUCGCCAAAUUCGAGCGCCACGAUUUGCUCAACAUGGUAAGCCACUCGAAUUAUUCUACCUUCUCAUAAACGUUUUACGCACUCGCUUGCCUCCAAAGUCCGGAAAAAAAGUGGCAGCCGCCCCAUUCCCCCAGUCUAAGGCUGGAGCUGGGUCCAAGAAGCCGGCUAAGAACCCACUCAUCGAGAAACGUUCUCGAAAUUUCGGAAUCGGGCAGAACAUUCAACCGCGACGGAAUCUUUCUCGUAUGGUGAAAUGGCCUGAGUAUGUUCGUCUACAACGUCAAAAGAAAAUACUUCAUUUGCGCCUAAAAGUUCCACCUGCUAUCGCUCAAUUCCAAAAUGUCUUAGACCGUAAUACUGCCACAAAAGCAUUCCAUCUCCUUAACAAGUACCGACCAGAGACUAAGGUACAGAAAACUAAGCGCCUCCUUCUUGAAGCUGAGGCAGUGAGACUUGGCAACAAAGAAGACGUCAGCAAGAAGCCUUACACCGUCAAGUAUGGGCUGAACCACGUCGUUGGAUUAAUCGAAAACAAGAAGGCAACACUUGUUCUCAUCCCAAAUGAUGUCGACCCAAUUGAAUUGGUAAUCUUUCUUCCCGCACUCUGCCGAAAGAUGGGCAUCCCAUACGCCAUUAUCAAAGGUAAGGCUAGACUUGGCACCGUUGUCAACAAAAAAACCGCAGCCGUGCUCGCUAUAACUGAAGUACGCUCUGAAGAUAAGACUGAGCUAUCUAAACUAAUUCAAACCAUCAAAGAGGGGUACGCUGAAAAAUAUGAGGAAGCAAAGAGACACUGGGGAGGUGGAAUAAUGGGUGCAAAGGCCAAUGCCCGAUCAGCGAAAAAGCAAAAAGCUAUCGAUUCUACCAUAAAGAUUUAG
Molecule: messenger RNA, 975 nt
Organism: Blumeria graminis f. sp. triticale
Lineage: Eukaryota; Fungi; Ascomycota; Leotiomycetes; Helotiales; Erysiphaceae
Source: the annotation of a GenBank genome assembly